CCGACUCUCACUUUUAAGUAUUCACACAACAACCACUUUAGUACUACAGCGCGCUUUAUCCUAUCUACACAAAAAAAAUUUACCAAAAACACCCCAAAAAAAUCCUACAUUCCUUUUUCUCUUAUUUCUCUCUAUCUUUUUGGAUUAAUAUCAAUCUUUUAGUAUCUCUUCACUUUAUUUAUUUUGGAAAAAUAAUUUCAUUUUAAAAAUGGACAAACACUUUAUUAACGACCCUGAAACUUUGGUUGUCGAGGCCCUCAAAUCCUUGACUUCUUUGAACAAGACACUUAGUGUUCACGAAGAAGGAAAAUUCGUUUAUUACCACGAUUAUAAUAAGAAAAACGUGAGUGUUAUUUCUGGCGGGGGUGCGGGGCACGAACCCACCCACUCGUCGUUUGUUGGCAAGGGGAUGCUCACGGCCGCUAUUUCUGGCUCUAUUUUUGCCUCCCCUUCGUCUAAACAAAUUAAUGCCGGUAUCAAACAAGUGCAGUCGGAAGCCGGUACUUUGGUAAUUUGCAAAAAUUAUACCGGUGACGUUCUCCACUUUGCGAUGGCCGUGGAAAAAGAAAGAGCUGCUGGAAGAAAGGCUGAACUAAUUGCCGUGGGUGAUGAUGUCUCUGUAGGCCGUGCCAAGAGUGGUAAGGUCGGUCGUCGUGGACUCUCUGGUACUGUUCUUGUUCACAAGUUGGCUGGUGCCGCUGCCUCCCGCGGUGUUCCUUUAGAAACUCUUGUUAAGCUUGCUCGUACUGCUAACGAUAAUAUGGUCAGUAUUGGUGCUUCAUUGGCCCAUGUCCAUGUUCCUGGACAAAGUCCUCGUUCUGAAGAUGAAAGCAUGGCCCACAAUGAAAUGGAACUUGGUAUGGGUAUCCACAAUGAACCUGGUUGCCGUCGUAUGUCUCCUAUACCCUGUAUUGAUGAUCUUGUUUCUGAAAUGUUAAAACAACUUUUGGACCAAUCUGAUAAGGAUCGUGCUUACGUCAAAAUUGACGGUAAAGACGAGGUGGUUUUACUUAUGAAUAACCUUGGUGGCUUGUCCUUACUUGAAUUCAGUGCUAUUUCUAGUAAAGUGCAGGAGGCUCUUGCCAAGCAAUAUUCUAUUCAUCCAGUCCGUGUUUAUGCUGGGAUUUUUACCACUAGUUUGAACGGUCUUGGUUUUGGUAUCACCUUGUUCCGUACGACUGAUCGCGUAAACAUUGGUGGCCAAGAAUUUUCCUUCUUAGAUCUGCUCGAUCAACCCGUCGAGGCUCCUGGCUGGCCUUUCUGUCAACCUGCUAGCCUUGAAUCUAAGAACAAGAUUGGCAACAUCAGCAUAGAGGAAGCUCAUAGUGAUAUUCAAUCUCCUGUGAAAAUCGACAAGGAAGCAGUUCGCAAGAUUAUCCUUACAGCCAUGCAGAAUUUGAUUGAUGCUGAACCCCAGAUCACCAGAUUCGAUACAAUUGCAGGCGAUGGCGAUUGCGGCACCACAUUGAAGCGGGGCGCCGAAGGUGUCGCCAAAUUUGUCAAAUCUGACAAAUUUUGUGACGACCCAAUUCGUCUCGUUCGUGAUAUCGCAGACGUCAUUGAAGACAAUAUGGAUGGUACCUCUGGCGCCUUGUAUGCCAUAUUUUUCCAUGGCUUUGCCAAGGGAGUGAAGGACCACCUACAGGAAAAGAAGGAUGUUUCCACGAAGAUGUGGUCCAGAGCUCUGAAGGCUGCUAUGGACACACUAUUCAAGUAUACUCCUGCUCGUCCUGGUGACCGUACCAUGUGCGAUGCUCUUGUUCCAUUUGUUGAAAAUUUUGUUGAAACCGACAAUGUCAAGACUGCUGCUAAGACUGCUCGUGAGGGCGCUGACAAUACCGCAAAUUUACAGGCCAAGCUUGGUCGUGCUGUUUAUGUUGGCGGUGAUGUGAAGGUUCCCGAUGCUGGUGCUCUUGGUGUUGCCGCAAUCGUAGAAGGCUUCGCCAAAUAAGCAAGCAAUAUUUGUAGCCGUUAUUUGUUAUAUUAUUUUAUUAUUAUUUAGAUGUUCAUAUAUAUAGUUUAGACAAAUUCUAGUUUUAUGUAGAUAAGAUAUAAUACUUUCAAUGAAAUACUUAUAGAUAGAAUUGGUUUCUACAGUCUAUUGUCUUUUGAG
Messenger RNA from Schizosaccharomyces cryophilus OY26, 2113 nucleotides. Its product is annotated as dihydroxyacetone kinase Dak1. The record is from RefSeq and is a predicted model, not a curated record. Gene Ontology annotation, cellular component: cytosol. Lineage: Eukaryota; Fungi; Ascomycota; Schizosaccharomycetes; Schizosaccharomycetales; Schizosaccharomycetaceae. Gene Ontology annotation, molecular function: glycerone kinase activity; ATP binding. Gene Ontology annotation, biological process: glycerol catabolic process. The transcript has a single exon. Bases 209 to 1951 code for a protein of 580 amino acids.